Candoia aspera is the source of this 996-nucleotide messenger RNA. RefSeq names its product C1q and TNF related 3 (gene C1QTNF3). Gene Ontology annotation, molecular function: protein binding. The record is from RefSeq and is a predicted model, not a curated record. Lineage: Eukaryota; Metazoa; Chordata; Lepidosauria; Squamata; Candoiidae. The transcript has 6 exons. The coding region runs from base 1 to 969 and encodes 322 amino acids.
AUGUUGAGUCAUAUAGCACCAAAGGAUAUCCUCAACUGGAGUCUCCUGGUUUUGCUUCUGUUUCUUCAUUUUUGCUUGGGCCAAGAAGAAUACAUGGAGGUGAGCAGAAGAGAUAAUAAUCCAGUGGCCAAAGUUUUGCAGAGCCACCACCAGACUGGUCAUAAAGGUUCCAGCAGCAGGGAAAACUUGAGACAGCGGAGUCAACUGUAUAAGUGGACGGUUGAGGUGGAUGAUGGUAAUAGUCCUUCUACUGACCAAAAUGCCUUGAAACCAGAGGUAGAUGAUGUAGCACAGACUACCUCAGACAGAGUCCAGACAACACAGAGUGGACCUCAAAGCCCACCAGAAUGUGGUUGCCGGGGGGAUUUUGGAUUUCGAGGUUAUCAAGGCCCACCUGGACUUCCAGGGCCUGCUGGAGUCCCAGGAAACCAUGGGAACAAUGGAAAUAAUGGAUUACCUGGCACAGAAGGAUCGAAAGGUGACAAAGGAGACAAGGGGGACUUGGGACCCAGAGGAGACCGAGGCCACCAAGGAGUUAAAGGAGAAAAAGGUUAUCCUGGCAUCCCACCAGAACUUCAGGUUGCAUUUAUGGCUUCAAUGGCAACCCACUUCAGUAAUCAGAACAGUGGAAUAAUCUUCAGUAGUGUGGAAACCAACAUUGGCAAUUUCUUUGAUGUAAUGACUGGACGAUUUGGAGCUCCAGUAAAUGGGGUGUAUUUCUUCACCUUCAACAUGAUGAAGCAUGAAGAUGUAGAAGAAGUGUACGUGUACUUGAUGCAUAAUGGCAAUACAGUAUUCAGUUUAUACAGCUAUGAAUCAAAAGGAAAAACAGACUCGUCAAGCAACAGCGCAGUACUUAAGCUUGCCAAAGGAGAUGAAGUGUGGUUGCGGAUGGGCAACGGGGCACUGCAUGGAGAUCAUCAACGCUUUUCCACUUUUGCUGGGUUUCUUCUUUUUGAAACCAAAUAGGUCUACUCACUGGAAAUGUAAUAUUGU